Molecule: messenger RNA, 7250 nt
Organism: Oncorhynchus nerka (sockeye salmon)
Lineage: Eukaryota; Metazoa; Chordata; Actinopteri; Salmoniformes; Salmonidae
Product: monocarboxylate transporter 2-like
Exons: 5
Coding region: 396-1841 (481 amino acids)
Biological process (GO): transmembrane transport; monocarboxylic acid transport
Cellular component (GO): plasma membrane
Molecular function (GO): monocarboxylic acid transmembrane transporter activity
Source: RefSeq, a predicted model, not a curated record
CUUCCAGUGGAAGCAGACGCUAAACUACAUAAGGUUUCAAUAACAAAAGAAUGAGAAACACCCACAAACAAAUUGUCAAACGCCCCCCUCUCCUCCCUACCAGUAUUGGAGCGCAAGCCGGCUGGUUUUACUUGAUGCUCUUGCCGGUCUCUUGUCUCCAGCGCAAUGCUCGCUAUGCUACUCGUGGUCCAGAAUAACAGCAGGUUGGGCCGCCUUCUUUCAACGCUCUACGUCACAUUCAGCUUCCUAGUAAGCGAAUUCAAAUAGAAUACAGCCCCAUCUUCCCGCAACACUGACAAGGUCAGCGACCAAGGACCACAUACCACAUUUGGGGAUAGACCGCGCCUAUAUUCGCAAAAGUAAACAGUGAGCGCUGAGAGCCAGCUGGGUCAGAGAUGCCACCCCCUGCCGCAGGCCCCCCAGCAGUGACCCCUCCGGACGGGGGCUGGGGCUGGGCCGUGGUCCUGGGAUCCUUCAUCUCCAUCGGCUUCUCCUACGCCUUCCCCAAGGCCAUCACCGUCUACUUCAAGGACAUCCAGAAGAUCUUUGAUUGCUCCUACAGCCAGAUAGCAUGGAUCUCCUCCAUCAUGCUGGCCGUCAUGUACGCAGGCGGUCCCAUAAGCAGUGUACUGGUAAACACAUAUGGCUGCAGACCUGUCAUGAUCAUGGGGGGAGUACUGUCUUCUAUCGGGUUGAUAUCCGCUUCCUUCUGCAACAGCGUGGUGGAGCUUUAUGUUUGCAUCGGUCUUAUAGGAGGCCUGGGCCUAGCCUUUAACCUUCAGCCAGCCCUGACUAUGAUUGGCAAGUACUUCUAUAAGAAGCGUCCCAUCGCUAACGGAAUAGCCAUGGCCGGUAGCCCAGUGUUCCUGAGCAGCCUAGCCCCUUUCAACCAGUACCUGUUCAACUCCUUCGGCUGGAGGGGCAGCUUCCUCAUCCUGGGGGGCAUACUGCUCAAUUGCUGUGUGGCUGGUGCCCUGAUGAGGCCCCUGGGGCCACCGCUGGGCAAAAUCAAGAAGGAUGAGGAGUUGGUCGUUGCCAAAACCGCCACCAAGAAGAAGGAGACGACCACUUGUUUGGGGACUGUCAACAAGUUCAUUGACCUGUCGCUUUUCAAGCACCGCGGUUUCCUCAUCUAUCUGUCGGGCAACGUCAUCAUGUUCUUGGGCUUUUUCUCGCCAAUCGUCUUCCUGACGGCCUAUGCCAAGGACAUAGGCGUGGACGAGUACUCGGCCGCCUUCCUGCUCUCCAUCCUGGCCUUCGUGGACAUGUUUGCUCGGCCCUCCAUGGGGCUCCUGGCCAACUCCAAGUGGAUCCGGCCCAGAAUCCAGUACUUCUUCAGCUUCGCCGUGCUCUACAACGGGGUGUGCCACAUCCUCUGCCCCCUGGUGGAGAGCUACACAGGCCUGGUGGUGUAUGCCGUGUUUUUUGGCUUUGCGUUCGGCAUGGUCAGCUCGGUGCUGUUUGAGACCCUGAUGGACCUGGUGGGGGCUCAGAGGUUCUCCAGCGCCGUGGGGCUCACCACCAUUGUGGAGUGCUGCCCUGUCCUCAUUGGUCCACCCCUGGCAGGUAAACUGGUGGACAUCACCAAAAACUACAAGUACAUGUAUUUCUGCUGUGGGGCUGUGGUGAUCAUGGCCAGUAUUUGGCUGUUCAUCGGCAACUUCAUCAACUACAGACUCCUGGCCAAGGAGCGCAAGCAGGAGGAGAUGUACAAACGGACUGAAACCGAGGACCCCGACCGGGACCAGGACCAAAAGGAGACAGACGGGGACGCCCAGGCCUUGGAGGACAUGGUAGACCCCAAAGAUGAGGACGCCAUGCAGAGGGAGACCAACAUCUAGAGCCCCUCCCCUACUGCCAACCACACCCCCCUCCACCACCACCCUCACGUCCCCCUCUGCCACUAUCAAACUGCAGACUGAUCUGAAGUGGGGUGCCUCCUGGUCUUUCACUCUCCAGGGUACUGCUCAGGGGCCUCCCCGCAGGGGCCUCUUUGUUUCAGAGACACUCAAACUGCCAAAGUAACAACGACAACCAUGUCGUGGGAUACUGCGAGGCGUAUUGCUGGAGGAAGGGGUGACUGCCCUGACUACUACUCAGACAUCAGACUAGCCGGAGAUAAUGGUGUAAGAUACAGAACGCAUGUUAGGAGGCCACAAGGCUUGGAAUAUGAGAAAGAAGCUUUUGUCGCGUAUCUAGGAAUCUGUGCGACCUGUUGACAGAAAUCUAGUACUGCUCAUGUAUUUAGCCUGUGCCACUAAACCUACCACACCAGCAACCCAAUUCAACUGUUCUGAUUGAAAUCAAUACAGAUUAAUAUCCCAGCUUCCUAUGCUGGGAGCUGACAUGCGAGGACACAUAAUGUCUGUUAGUACCAGGGUUAUGGUGAGAGACAGAUAUCGUUGCAACACAGGAACAGAGAUGAGUUCAUGGUUUGGUGGCUCCAGUGACCAUGUAUUAUACUGUCCUUUAGCGCACUGUGUCAGUUGUGUUCGUUAGCUAAACCUGCACAACUGCCAAGCUUCUAAUCUAACGAUAACACACCCGCUGUUUUAUUCACUAUUGCAUAUUGCACAUGGAGUCCGUAUACGCUGCACUACUUCUAAACUGGCCAUGUUUAGGCCUCAUCCAAAACAACAAUGAAACAAAUGCAAUUUAGUCAUAUUUAAUGAGGUUGAAUGUAAAUUAGUUUUAUUGGCUGUAUUUUCAAUGGCCUUAUUAAGAAUACUUGAUAUUCACAAUCAAAAUCAUCUAGAAAUGUGCAUAUUGCUGGUUUAUACCAAAUAAAGAAUCCAUGAGCAAUAUAACCUAUUCCUAGCCAUUGUUUUGAUGUACGUAUAAACAGGGAUAUUCAUUUGUGUAGUCAAUGGUCAUUUCUGGGAGUAGCUGUUUAACUUUCCCCAAUGAUACAUUGCCUUAUGUAAAGAAUGCAUCUAAGUUGUGUCAUAUAUACAGUACCAGUCAAAAGCUACUCAUUCAACUGUUUUUCUUUAUUUUUACUAUUUUCUACAUUGUAGAAUAAGAGUGAAGACAUCAAAACGAUGAAAUAACACAUGGAAUCAUGUAGUAACCAAAAGAAGGUUUCUGUUACUUGAACUCUGUGAAGCAUUUAUUUGGGCUGCAAUUUCUGAGGCUGGUAACUCCAAUCAACUUAUCCUCUACAGCAGAGGUAACUCUGCGUCUUCCUUUCCUGGGGCGGUCCUCAUGAGAGACAGUUUCAUCAUAGCGCUUGAUGGUUUUUGCGACUGCACUUGAAGAAAAUUUUCUGAAUUGACUGACCUUCAUGUCUUAAAAUAAUGAUGGAUUGUCAUUUCUCUUUUCCUCUUUCAGCUGUUCUUGCCAUAAUAUGGACUCGGUCUUUUACCAAAUAGGGAUAUCUUCUGUAUACCACCCCUACCUUGUGACAACACAACUGAUUGGCUUAAAAGCAUUAAGAAGGAAAUAAAUUCCACAAAUUAACUUUUAACAAGGCGCACCUGUUAAUUUAAAUGCAUUCCAGGUGACCUCAUGAAGCUGGUUGAGAGAAUGCCAAGCGUGUGCAAAGCUGUCAUUAAGUCAAAGGGUGGCUACUUUGAAGAACCUCAAAUAUAAAGUAUAUUUAGAUUUGUUAAAACACUUUUUUGGUGUGUUAUUUCAUAAUUUUGAUGUUUUCACUAUUAUUCUACAAUGUAGGAAAUAUUAAAAAUAUAGAGAAACCCUAUAAUGAGUAGGUGUGUACAAACUUUUGACUGGUACUGUGUGUAUAUAUAUAUAUAUAUAUAUAUAUAUAAAUAUAUAUAUAUUAGAAAGUAUUUAUUGAAGUGUUAUAGAAAUUACCAAAUUAACAUGCCUAUUGUGAAACGGUUAAACAGCUUCUUAUGUGACCUUAAUUUUCAAGUACAGUAUUUCUUCCUUUCAACUCUAACUCUCUUAAAUGACUUUUGUGGGAAGUUGUAGUAAGCUUAAUGUUUGCUUGAAGAAUUUUGUCAGCAAUUUCUAUUAACAUAAUAAUGAACAUCGUUUAACCAACUAUGUACAGUACCAUAUGUACACAAUUCAAAGUAUAGCUUCACUUAAUUAAUAAUAUCUGUUUCAUUGCACCACAAACGUUAUACAUGUUAAUAUGAUUUAAUAUAUGUUUAAUAAUAAUUUGUACAAAUAAUAUGCAAAUAAUGACCUAAAUUAACAAUAAUUAACUAAAUGAUGUUAUAUGCUAUAUAUUUUAAUGUGCAAUAUACCAUAACAUUGUUUGACAUUGAUUCUAAAUCCUCCAUUGGCUGGAUGCCAUCCACAGAGGUGAUUAUUCAUAUUUUCUUUUAGAAUUCUUAACAUCCAUCACUUCUUGUGUUCUGGUCAAAUAGCUCAACACAGCUUGAAACAGACUUAUGCACCUGUUAGAUUGCGGUAGUUUGCUUACCGUCCCAAUUUGUGUGUAGCCUACCAGCAUUUUAUAUUUAUAUAUUUUUUAAUAGAUAUAUCAUUCUGAUUAUGUGAUUUCUGGUCGUUUUUAGAUUGACUGUGGGCUGUAUUACAUUGGCAAGUGUCUACUUUUUGCAUGCAGCUGCAGGGUCUCGAUUCCCAGUCACUGACAACAGGGGUCAGUAUGCAGUAGUUCAGGAUGAAUGAACUGUACAAUCACUUUUAUAUAUCAAAUAGCACUGCCCCCUACUGGUUUCAAUAGACCUAGACCAAAUGUUACAAUCUGAGCUGCCCUCAAAUCGCAAAACGACACAUUGUUCUCAGUGGCUGCUCUUGUGUGAUGUCAAAAGAUAAGAAAUUCCCAGAUGAAAUACGUUUUUAAAAAUAAAAGUUCUCUUUAGUUUCGAUUUUCUGUAUUUUAAGUUUGAAGUUUAAAAAAACGUUUUUUUUUAUGGCCAUUGAAUAUAUUUUCUUUGUACUUUUAUUUCCCUUCUAUAGCUUCAACAGGUGUGUAUAUACUAGUAUUUCACAGGGUGUAAAUUAAUGGUAGAUUGACUUAAUAAACACACUGCAUUCAUGUGCUGCUGUGGCAAAGCCAUUUUGUAGGCAAUUAUGUUUGUUCUGGAGCAAAAUCAUGUUUGUUUAUUUUCAACCAUGUGUAGUAUGUGUAUGAUUUGAGUCUGUGUUUUGUAUAAUCAGAGGCAUUAUUUCUAAAAUAAUAAAAUAAAAUCAUAGUAUUGCUUUUCCCUUUAGUUACCAUAUCAAUUGCUUAUUGUCAUUCCGUAGACAAUGUGGAUGAGCAAAACGGCAAAAUGUGUUGUGCCGUUUUUGGAAUGAUUUAACUUCAGUAUUCAACUGUUUCUUUCCUUUUCUUAUAAGUUAUAUUCUGUUUUUAUUGUGAAGGAAACAUAAUCAAACAAGGUUGUAACACUGACUUAUAUAGUCUUUUCUUUAUUCCAAUGCAACGCAGUAUAAUGACCAGGCUGUAACUUUGAUUUGUGCCACAAUUAAGUAUAAUAUAUCAAAUUAAAAUUAUACUUCAUUAUACUCUUUAUAUACAAUGAAUCUACAGUAUUCAGAUUGUUCUGUACAUAGUAAUGUGAAGGCAAUGUGAUGUGUUUUUAAAUGUGUCAUGCUGAAAUUAUUUGCAUAUUAUUUAAGGACCAAAAGGAAAUUGUUUAAAUUUGGGUCAAUCGAAUAACCAUUAUGCACCAUUAGCCUUAUCAAAUACACUUGGCUCCUAUGUAUGAAGGAUUCUGUAUUAUAAUGUUGUAUUUUGGGCAUGUUUGGUAUGUCUGUGGGGUUAUCAUAAUACCAACACUUUUUGGUUUAAUCUGAACAAAAAUGCUAAGCCAAAAUAGGUAUGUAUGGAAACAGAUGGUCAAACAGCAUCUAAUACAUCACAAGGAAUUUCAAAGAAUGUCUAUACUUUUUCUUUCUGUUAAUGCGUUUUCUGUUUUUUUCUCUUACACACGUUUAUUAUCCUAUUGUAGCUAAUGAAAAUGUUUCCUACUAGGAUAAGGCUGUAACUCUAGUAAUGAUGCAUUGAUUUGCUGACUGUGGACAUAAUGUAAUUGACUCGGGUUGUGUCAUAGCGUAAUGGAAAUUGUUUUUGGAAGAAAAACAAUCCUCUUCUGAUUAAUUCACAGCUUAGACUGUAUCUCAAUUAUGACUCAUACAGGACUUGUGACAAAACACUUUAAUUGUCAUUCUUUUUUAAUCAGAAGGGCUGAAAAACACUUAGCAGCUUAAUCGCGCAAAGGACAGUGUUGGUGUGUUAAGGAAAACACUCUAUAAGUAUGAAAAUACAUAUUUAGCCGCAAUACAUUUUUAUUUCACACAUCUGUUUUCACAGAUGGAUCUGGAUAUCAACAUGGGGAUUAAAAACUUAAAGGAACCGCAGAUGAUUUGCAGUUGCAGAAAUGUCUUGCUGUACUAGGAGGCUAAAGCUGUCAUUCAUUUCACACUAUUGAAAAGGUAUUGUCAGUAAAUGUUUAAGUUAACAAGUUACUGUGCCUUAUUAGACCCUGCUGAAUAUUGUGUUUAAAUAUUAUCCAUUCAUAAGCAAGUAAGGGUUUGCCUAUAAACAACCUUGUUUAAUUGGUGUUGACACUGCAUUUUGUGAGAGAGUCAACUAUGACAGUAUUUUUGGGGGGAAUUUGUGUAAUUUUUUUCUCAGUUUGCUCUUUGAUGUUUACAAAUCCUAUUCCAUCAUCUGAUCUCAUGUGAGUAAUUCAUUUGGACAUCUGAAUGUGACAUUUAUUUUUCCUUUUCAGUCUUCCACAGUUGUUAUAUUCAGCACAUUUUGAGAACAUACCCUUGGAUUGAUGUGGGGAGGGAACCCAGCCACAGUGACAAACAAAAAGCCUAACCUUUCAGUACCUGUAUGUCUGCCUUACAUCAGAACACACAGAAGUCAAUGGGCAUAACACCUUGACGAUAACGACUCUUAAACGUGAAUCUAAAAAGGUCAUGUUUUCAACUACGUUGGUUGUAUGUAUAACAACACACACGUUACCAUACUAGUCUAAGGAUGCAAACGCGCAGGAAGGUUUAAUGCACCGAUUCUGAGGGAAUGAUGUAUAUGAAAUGGUUUUGUGUGCCCACUUCAACGUUCUCAUUUAAUGAGUAGAAACAUGAGCUCCAGUCAGUAGCUGAGUCCCAGUGUUGUAAUUGAAUAGACAAUCAUACUAUAUGUCAGAUUGUGUCAGUAAUUCCACUACCUCUGCAAUUGUCAUUUUGAAAGCAAGUAUAAGUGUCACACGGGUUACGCAGACGACCAAUUACAUGUUUGUAAUUGUAAUAUAAAGAAGUUGCAUCACGAUAGUCCAAUAAAAGAUCAUGCGAACACA